AUGCAUCGAAGUUCCUUUGUAGUGAGAGUCUUGAUAGGAACAAAUUUCCGACAGCGUUUUCGACCACGCCAAAACCUAUGUCGUCAUCCACAAUAUAUUCAGGGGCACACGCAACCGACACAGCUAAGUAAAGAAGGAAUAUCGAGCGCAAAAGAUGGGAAGAAAAAUUUGCUGCAGAGAAUAAAAGAUAUGAAGGAUACGAAAGAUGGACAAGUUCAAUACGAACAGUAUAAAUCAGCAAAACGGCGAAAAAAACCAACGAAUAAAGAGAUCAAAUUGGAAAUAGCGGAAACGCAAAGACGUAAUCAAACGGAAAAAAAGCUAAAAGAAGAUAAGAUGGCAAAAGAGGAGAAAGAGGAAGAGGAGGAGGAGGAGGAGGAGGAGGACGACACAAUGAAAGGGAUCGCUUCGCUACAACAGGACCCCAAUAUCGUCUCCACCGAAGAGUAA
Cercopithifilaria johnstoni is the source of this 450-nucleotide messenger RNA. Lineage: Eukaryota; Metazoa; Nematoda; Chromadorea; Rhabditida; Onchocercidae. The record is from the annotation of a GenBank genome assembly.